AUGAAGUCAAUAUUUGCUUUAUCUUGUCUCAUCCCAACUGUGUUUUCUGCCCCAGCAAGCAACUCCCAGAAGGCCUACUCACGCAUUCCCUGUCAAAAGGGUGCCAUUGCCUCAUGUCCACAUAAAACAAUUAUUGUCUCCAACAACCCUUCGCAUAAAGAUUAUGCAGACUUCACAUCCAUUCAAUCGGCUAUUCUUUCACUUCCACAUGACCAUUCAUCUGCGACCAUUCUUAUUCGCGCUGGUAAUUACACCGAGCAACUCAACGUCACCCGCCCCGGGCCUCUCACCUUGCUAGGCGAGACUUCAAACCCUCUCGGUGCAAGCCAGAAUCAGGUCAAUGUAUUUUGGAGUGCGGCAAAUAAUGGCACUUACCCUGAUAACGCUUUCACAAGUGUUUUGACUGUAGCCCCUACACAAAACGCUUCUUUAACAGGUGCGGGACCAACCGGAUGGCCAGUUCCAGCAGAUACACCCUUCGGGAAUACAAAUUUCAGGGUAUACAAUGUCGACUUUCGCAAUGUCUUCUCUGAGUAUAGUGCGGGACCCGCGCUAGCAGUCAGCGUGAGCUAUGCGAAUACGGGAUUCUACUACUCGGGCUUCUAUUCCUACCAAGACACGGUAUACGUUGGGAAGCUUGGCAACUCGUACUUCUACUCGUCUAUUAUUGCCGGCCAAACUGAUUUUCUAUACGGGUUCGGUACAGCCUGGCUCCAGUCUUCCUCAUUACAACUACGCUCAUGCGGCGGAGGCGUUACGGCUUGGAAAGGCUCAAACACGACGUACGAGAACAAAUUCGGAGUGUAUAUCGUUGACUCCAAUGUAAAGGCAGCUAAUUCGUCUAUUGCGACUAAAAUCGAUGGCAAAUGUGCACUAGGUAGGCCUUGGAAUUCCCAACAUCGAUCUAUCUUUGCGCGUACGUAUGAGGAUGCCAGUAUUAUCAGUAGUGGUUAUAUUAAUUGGUUCGUUAAUGGAGUCGGACGGUAUGAGGAAGGAAUAACGCUACAGGCUGAAUUCGAGACUUACGGUCCGGGUUGGAACAAAACUGGGAGAGAGGCCGGUGGUGUUGAUACUGUUCUGAAUCAGACCCUAUGGGCGGAAUACGAUGCGCCGGAAAAAGUCUUUCAGUAUGGUUAUGAAGAUGGAAGAUUUGGAAAUGUUGGAUGGAUUGAUUGGAAGCCGUGGGUUUAG
Messenger RNA from Talaromyces proteolyticus, 1191 nucleotides. RefSeq names its product putative pectin methylesterase. The transcript has 2 exons. Gene Ontology annotation, biological process: cell wall modification. The record is from RefSeq and is a predicted model, not a curated record. NCBI's taxonomy places the organism in Eukaryota, Fungi, Ascomycota, Eurotiomycetes, Eurotiales, Trichocomaceae. Gene Ontology annotation, molecular function: pectinesterase activity. The coding region runs from base 1 to 1191 and encodes 396 amino acids.